UCUCAGACAUUUUCUGAUUAGCCUAUUUGAUCAAAUGAAGUAUUUGAACGGUGUGAGCUAACCGAUUUUGCAGAAAUUGAAAUUCAACUAAUUUAUUAUUUCCAUAAAUAAAUUGAAAGAUUUUUUUUUUUCUUUCGUCACCUCAGACAGUUAUAUUUCGGUAUUUGACACCACGUUUCUAUGUAUUAUAGAGGAAAUUAUGGUGCGAAUAUAUGAUUAUAAGGAAUCUGAUGGGGCCUCGUUCCUUUUGAAUUUCUGACUCUACAAUGAAACAUGGAUAAGUGCUCUUUUUAAAAAAUAUUAUUUAUGUGUAUAUAUAGAUGUGUGUAUAUGUAUUGUUGAAUAAUAAGAUUUGGUAAACAGUCUUUUCUUCCUUCACCCAAAAUCUUUGCCCAAUUCCUUGGCCAGCAAGAUCAUCAUCCCUCCUUAAAAGAACAUUUACUUGAAGACAAAAAAAAUAACAAAGUUUAUGUCUCAUGUGACUAAGAUAAGUCUCAGAGAUGUACUGACCUUUGUUGUCUCUCUCUGUCUUGUCUGAAUCCCAUCCACAUUCAUGAAAGUUCUUUCUUUUUUUCCCUGUCAGCAAAAAAAAAAAAAAGGUAAAGAAGGGCAAGACACAUCUCUCACUCUAUAUAUCAACAUCUCUUAACUGUGUGUUCACAUGACCAUGUAACCGAAAAAAGAAAUCCAAUAGAAAAGUGCUCGGCCUCGUCUCCUCUUCUUUUGACAUUUUCUUUUCGGUGGGUUUUUGUUUCUGCCAUGGAUGCUCUUCUUGAGGUAUCCAUUGACGAGUUCCGCUUCGAGAACGGGUCGGGAACUUGCUGCAAUCCCAUGAACAGUUCUCUCACCUGUUUCCGCAAAGCCCAACACGACAACCCUCCUCCUCCCUCUGGUGAUUCGCCUGUCUGUUUGGAAGAUUUUCCUGUUCUCAGUUACAUCAACCACAUGUUGAUGGAAGAAGAUCUCGAUUGCCAUCACUCUUUCAACUUUCAUGACAGUUCUGCCCUUCAAGCCGCCGAGAGAUCCUUCUACGAAGCCCUCCACGACCAAUCCGAUCAAACCCCUGGUCUUUCCGACCAAUCCGAUAACUUCACCGGAAACUUCAGCACAGCAAGUAGCUCGCAUCAACCGGCUUCAGGUCUUACUGGGUCGCCUGAAAGUGUUCUGUACGGGGAAUCACAGAGAAGGUAUCAUCGUAGGGAUGAUGAUAGCCUUGAAAAUGGCCGAACAAAGAAGCAACCUGCAAUAUCAUUUGAGAUGGAGAUGGCAGAAAAGUUCGAGGACGUACUCUUGUUGUGCACAGGGAGGCAUCAUGACCAAGAAUCAUCACCACACUCGCCGGAAAAUCAGAGUCACAAGAACAGAGCCGGACGAGCAAAGGGCUCGUCGAACCGGUCCCGGAGGCUAAAUCCCGAGCCCGUCGAUCUCCGGAAUCUCCUGAUGCAAUGCGCUCAAGCCGUGGCGAGUUUUGACAACAGGACAGCGACAGAGAAACUGAAAGAGAUAAGAUCACACUCAGAAAGGCAUGGCAAUGGAAUGCAGAGAUUGGCCUUUUACUUCGCGGAAGGGCUUGAGGCUCGUUUUGCUGGAUCCCCAGAGACGCCACCAGUGUUUUAUCCACAUCCUUGCGUCAGAACAUCAAUGGUGGAUACCUUGAACGCUUACAAGGUGAUGGUUCAGGCUUGUCCCAUCAACAAAAUGUCUUACCAUGUCGCUAACAAGACAAUCUUCCAACUUGCUUCGAAAGCAACCAGGCUUCACAUCAUCGAUUUCGGGAUUCUCUACGGAUUCCAAUGGGCUUGUCUGAUACAAGCACUGUCCAACCGACCAGGUGGACCACCAUUACUCCGCAUAACUGGUAUCGAGCUUCCACAACGGGGAUUCCACCCGUCGGAACGGGCAGAGGAGACUGGUCGGAGAUUGAAAAGGUUCUGUGAUAGAUUCAACAUCCCAUUUGAGUACAGCUUCAUAGCAAAGAAGUGGGAAACCAUCAGUCUCGAUGAACUAGUGAUCGAUCGAGAAGAGACAGCGGUUGUCAACUGCUUGUACCGGCUCCGUUACACUCCAGACGAAACCGUGUCCAUGAACUCUCCAAGAGACAUGGUUCUGAAGCUAUUCAGAGACAUCAAUCCCGACCUCUUUGUCUUCGGAGAGGUUAACGGGAUGUACAAUUCUCCCUUCUUCGUGUCGAGGUUCCGAGAAGCGCUCUUCCAUUUCUCGACAAUCUUUGACAUGAUCGAGACAACAAUGCAAGCAGAGGAUGAGUACAGGACGUUGUUAGAGAAGGAGCUGUUCAUGAGAGAUGCUGUGAAUGUGAUUGCCUGUGAAGGGGCAGAGCGGGUAGACAGGCCUGAAACUUACAAGCAGUGGCAAGUUAGGACAAUGAGAGCUGGCUUCAAGCCUGUCAAACUGAGCAGAGAGAUCACGGAAGAAGCUGCGGAGAUGGUGAGAAAAGGGUUUCAUAGGGACUUUGUGAUUGACACUGAUAACCACUGGCUGUUUCAGGGCUGGAAAGGAAGAGUCAUCCACGCUCUUUCUUGCUGGAAACCUGCGUAGAAGUUGACAAAUCAAUCUUGUAACCACUAGAAAACAUAAAUUCGUAGAUCCUUCCUGGGAUUUGCUCUUUCACAUAGCUGUAGUGUAAUGCGUCUUUUUUACCCAAUGAGAGUACAUCUUUUUUUUUAUCCAUUAGAUUGCAUCCAAAACUAGAAAUCAUUUAGAUGAUCUUAUGUUGGAACAUCUUUAGAAUAUCUUGGGUGUUUUUUGUAUGAUAUCAUAAUUAUCAUUACAUUGUUAAAUAAUAAAAAGGAGUUUGGUAAAGCA
Molecule: messenger RNA, 2823 nt
Organism: Tarenaya hassleriana
Lineage: Eukaryota; Viridiplantae; Streptophyta; Magnoliopsida; Brassicales; Cleomaceae
Product: scarecrow-like protein 30
Exons: 1
Coding region: 760-2556 (598 amino acids)
Biological process (GO): regulation of DNA-templated transcription
Cellular component (GO): nucleus
Molecular function (GO): DNA-binding transcription factor activity; sequence-specific DNA binding
Source: RefSeq, a predicted model, not a curated record